UCGAGGCUGCCGAGGCUGCCAAGGCUGCGGGCCCUGAGGACGCGGCGGCGGCCAGCGCGGCUGAGGGUCCGGUUCGCGGCGCGGGGCCGAGGAGGGGUCACGGCUAGAGGACUCCCUGAGGUCCUGUCCCCCGGGCCACUGUGACUGGGUUUGCACUGGAGUGGAAGGCGCUGGAAGGCAGGCCGGCUGCUAUGUCCACAUUCAAGCAGGAAGAUGUGGAAGACCACUAUGAGAUGGGGGAGGAGCUGGGCAGCGGCCAGUUUGCGAUUGUGCGGAAAUGCCGGCAGAAGGGCACCGGGAAGGAGUACGCGGCCAAGUUCAUCAAGAAGCGCCGCUUGUCGUCCAGCCGCCGGGGGGUCAGCCGGGAGGAGAUCGAGAGGGAGGUGAACAUCCUGCGGGAGAUCCGGCACCCCAACAUCAUCACACUGCACGACAUCUUUGAGAACAAGACCGACGUGGUGCUCAUCCUGGAACUGGUCUCGGGCGGGGAGCUCUUCGACUUCCUGGCGGAGAAGGAGUCGCUGACAGAGGACGAGGCCACCCAGUUCCUCAAGCAGAUCCUGGACGGCGUCCAUUACCUGCACUCCAAACGCAUCGCCCACUUCGACCUCAAGCCAGAGAACAUCAUGCUCCUGGACAAAAAUGUGCCGAACCCGCGGAUCAAGCUCAUCGACUUCGGCAUCGCCCACAAAAUCGAAGCAGGGAAUGAGUUCAAGAACAUCUUUGGCACCCCGGAGUUCGUGGCUCCCGAGAUCGUCAACUACGAGCCCCUGGGUCUGGAGGCGGACAUGUGGAGCAUUGGUGUCAUCACCUACAUCCUUUUGAGUGGCGCGUCCCCAUUCCUGGGAGAGACCAAGCAGGAGACCCUGACCAACAUCUCGGCCGUGAACUACGACUUUGACGAGGAGUACUUCAGCAACACCAGCGAGCUGGCCAAGGACUUCAUCCGCCGGCUGCUCGUCAAAGACCCCAAGAGGAGAAUGACCAUCGCCCAGAGCCUGGAGCAUUCCUGGAUCAAGGCGAUCCGGCGGCGGAACGUGCGGCGAGAGGACAGUGGCCGCAAGCCGGAGCGGCGGCGCCUGAAGACGGCCCGCCUCAAGGAGUACACCAUCAAGUCACACUCGAGCAUGCCCCCCAACAACACCUACGUCAACUUUGAGCGCUUCUCCAAGGUGCUGGAGGAGGUGGCGGCGGCCGAGGAGGGCCUGCGUGGGCUCGAGCACAGCCGGCGCCUGUUCCAUGAGGACAUCGAGGCGCUGACGGCAAUCUACGAGGAGAAAGAGGCCUGGUACCGCGAGGAGAACGAGAGCAUCGGCCAGGACCUGCGGCGGCUGCGCCAGGAGCUGCACAAGACCGAGGCGCUCCAGCGGCAGGCCCAGGAGGAGGCCAAGGGUGCCCUGCUGGGGGCCAGCGGGCUCAGGCGCCGCUUCAGCCGCCUCGAGAACCGCUACGAGGCGCUGGCCAAGCAGGUGGCCUCCGAGAUGCUGUUCGUGCAGGAUCUGGUGCAUGCCAUGGAGCAGGAGAAGCUGCAGGGCGGGGAGUGCAGCCUCCGCUAGGGCCGCUCGGGGCGUGGUGUCCUGCACCCCGGGGGAGCCCCCCGUCACCCUGGUAUGGCCCUGGAUGUCCACGGCUGAGGGGAGGGCUUUGGCCCGGCUCUGCGCCAGGAGGACGUGGCUGACCUGGGCCUUCUCUGUGCAACCCAAGUCGUCAUCCACGGGCCCCGGCUCAGCCCCUCCCUCCUGCAACUCGACUCUGGGGGCUUCCGGGGCAGCAUCACCUCAGGAACUCUGCAAGGGGUUGGCACCGCCAAGACAGCUCUGGCCGUGGUGGACACAGAUGCCUCACACGUGGCAGGGUGUAGGGGUGGCAGCCUCCAUGUGCAGGGCCUGGGUCAGCGGCUGCAGGCCCUCCAUGUGGUUUGAGUGCAUGGAGCCUUGGUGUGGGGACGGGGGUGUCUGAGUGCCCCGGGCUCGCCCCAGGGCUCAGAAUUGGAGGGGCCUCUGCUCGACACCCCGGCUCCUCCUGUUCUGGAGACGGAUGGUUGCUCCUCCAGGGUCCGUGGUGGAGGUGGGCUCUGAGCCCAGCUCUUAAGAUCCCCCAGCCCCUCGCAGGGCCCCCAGCCUGGGGCUGGGCACCAGGGCCAGAGCUGAGGAGAUGACACAGCCCUCGAGGAGAUGUGGGUCUGGGGGUUGUAUUGGGGGCAGUGUGUGGCAGGGCACAGCGCCCGGAUGCAGUAAAGGAAACAUCUGCAAAGCUGAGUCUCCACUCCCUCCCUGAGGCAGGCCCACUCGGGGCGGGGAAGGGGGUGAAGAGCUGUGGCCGCAUGGAGCCUCCCGUGGGCAGGCUGUGGAACCAUCCCCUUCUCUCCAGCUCCCUGUCAACGCACAGCGCUGACUCUGAGAGCCAUCGGCGGGGGUCCCACCCGCUGCCUUGCCCUGUCUCUCUCCCUCCCCCAGUGCUGCCUUCAGGACAGCACCUCUCAGCUGGGCCCCCCGGAGUAGCUGCUGGAGGCCCGUGUUCCCAGCGUCCCCUCCUGGAGAGCCCCAGGGCCCCUUACACACGCCCCACCCCAUGUUCUGUGCCGCCCAUUUGACUGCCUCUGCUGGCCUGGUGUUUCCAGGGACCCCCUCUCCGGUGGAGGUGGAGCCUUGGCGAGUGCUGGCCUGAACCACAGGGUUAAGAGGGUUUCAGCGGGCAGUGCCGCUGUGCGCCACUAGGUGCUGCCCUGGAGUGGGGUCUUGUGCCCCAGAGAGAGUGCCCUGAGAGCCAGGUUUCAGUGGAACGUGAGUCCCCGGCUGGUGGCCCCUCUGAGCUCAGAAUUCUCUGCUGCUGGUUGUGUUAAUCGAGGGACCCCUGUGCAGCACCCCUUUGGCCUGAGAGGAGUCCUCGGGACAGAGGCCAGCCCGGGCCGAGUGCAGCGAGGAGCUGGGCAGGUGGGCGGGUACUCCACCUGUGGCCCUGGCUGGGGCUCAGGCCCAGGACCCUGCGGGGCCGAGGAGGCCUUGGGACCUGGACGUGGGGCUGGCACGGGUGGGGGUCGGCCUGCUGUAUGCCCCUCACGAGCUCCACUGCGUGACACACAUGCCUCUAAGCGUAUGCGUGCUGCUCGGAGGCGCGUGUGUCAGCCUAGAGGAAGUGAAGCGUGGCUUCCCUGGGGUCCUGCUCGUCUCUGCUUGGGCACGAGCAGGGGCGGCCAGCCUUGGCAGUCAUCUGGUGCCACAGCCUCUCCGGCCUCUUGUAUCUCCCUCUCUCUGUCACUGCCUGCUCCCACAGCCCUGGGGGCCUUGGAGGCUGCUCUGGUCUUGGGGCUCAGGUUGACUGGGCUUCUUGUCGUUGCUAUGAGGUGGAGGCGUCCAGGCAGCUGGAGUGGGCUUGGAGGGGUUUCCUGUCCCUUUGCUCCUGAGAUGCUGCCGGGUCACAUGUGGGCUCCCCUGCCCUGCUUUGGGCCUUCCGGGAGGAGAUGUCCUUGCCGCUCCUGCUCCCACUCGCCUCUGCCUCUGGGUCUGGAACGUGGUUCCAAAGAAGGCCCUUCUGAGCCUCUUCCUCCUUCCCAGCGGCCUGCUCAGCCCUCUGUUGCCUCGUUCCGUGCAUCCCUCCCCCUACUGGUUUUUUUAAACUAAUUUUAGAAAAAUUGAGAUAAGGCUCACUGUACAAUUCAUCCCUUUUCAUUUGUCUGUUUUUGAUCAACAACUUCCACUUUUAAAGUCUCAGUAAAUUUCAGUUUGUCAGAUGGUUGGACCCACUCAGGUUUCUCCAGUUGGUCUGUGAUUGCUCCACAGCUGUCACCUGGUUAUUAGGCCUUCAAGGCAGGACCCUGAG
Molecule: messenger RNA, 3819 nt
Organism: Eubalaena glacialis (North Atlantic right whale)
Lineage: Eukaryota; Metazoa; Chordata; Mammalia; Artiodactyla; Balaenidae
Gene: DAPK3
Product: death associated protein kinase 3
Exons: 9
Coding region: 192-1556 (454 amino acids)
Biological process (GO): positive regulation of apoptotic process; protein phosphorylation; intracellular signal transduction
Cellular component (GO): cytoplasm; nucleus
Molecular function (GO): ATP binding; protein serine/threonine kinase activity
Source: RefSeq, a predicted model, not a curated record